GCUCUCAGCUCAGCUCUCUCUUGUUGCUGCCAAGGACGGAGGAGGAGGAGGAGGAGAAGGAGGAGGAGGAGGAGGAGAAGUGAGGCUGGAAGGAACAGAGUGAAACACACAGAUAGAGACGAGAAAGAGAGAGACUUGGACCCACCUCUGGCUGCUUACCUCUCGCCUCUGCCUGGCUGGCUGUGUGAGAGGCUGGAGGCAGCCGACAAGUGAUGCCUCGCACUCUCCGGAGCAGCACAUAGUCCUGACUUUCUUCAGCGUUUUCCUCUCUCUGUGUCAAAGAUGAGGAGAGACCGACUCUUCCUAGCCGCGACCCUCACGGCCAUCUUCUCUGCUGACCUCUACUUUAUCCUGCUGCCCAAGCUGCGGAGCGUGGGGCAAGGUUCGGGGCACUUUUGCUCAUGCGGUCCCGACAACCUCACCCUUCCCAGGCACGGGGGUCUCGCCACCCCUCAGCUCUCCAACUGGACUUCUUUGCUGCCCCUGGACUACGCCAUGUCUGAACCCACGGAUGGGGGCUCAAAGCUGGGGAGGCUGUUUGCUCACCCUCUGUACAACAUCCAGACUCCGGUGCUGGAGCCGGAGGAGAGGCUGCUGCAGGUGGAGCAGCUGAUGGAGUACUACAGGAGGAAGGUGUCACGUUGGGAAAGACACAUGAAACUCUACAUCGAGGCGGCGGCUGCGUCCAACAUCACUGUGACUGAACGCGAAAUGACCGUUGACCCCGACGCCAGCUGGCUGAAGUUCCACCUGGGAAUCAACCGCUACGCUCUGUACUCCCGCGAUGACCCUGCUAUCCCACAGCUCCUCAAGGAGAUGCAGAGCAUGAUGGUCGUCAGCGCAGACUACACUCAAGACGAGAAGGCCCUAAAAGGAGCAUGUGAUUGUACCCAAGUUGUGAAACCGAGCGGACAUCACCUGAAACUGGCUCUGAAGAUGCAGAACUUCGCUAAAGCCAUGUUCAAACCAAUGAGGCAGCAGAGGGACGAGGAGACUCCAGAAGAUUUCUUCUACUUUGUUGAUUUCCAGAGACACAACGCAGAGAUCGCCGCCUUUCACCUGGACAGGAUCCUGGACUUCCGGAGGGUCCCGCCAGUGGCCGGCAGGCUGGUGAACGUCUCAGGAGAAGUCCUCCAAGUCACCCACAACGAAGACCUGCGCGCUGUCUUCUUCACCUCACCAGCGAACAACACGUGUUUCUUCGCCAAGUGUCUGUAUGUGUGUAAGACGGAGUAUGCGGUGUGUGGGAGCCCCGACCUGCUGGAGGGCUCCCUGUCUGCAUACCUGCCCGGCCUCAGCAUCGCCCCCCGCAUCUCCAUCCCCAACCCCUGGAUACGCUCCUACACCUUCACCGGGCGAGAAGAGUGGGAGGUGAAUCCCUUCUUCUGUGACACCAUAAAGCAGCUGUAUCCCUACAACUCUGGCAACAGGCUCCUCAACAUCAUAGACAUGUCCAUCUUCGACUUCCUCACAAGCAACAUGGACAGGCACCACUAUGAGAUUUUUACCAAAUUUGGGGACGAAGGAUUCCUUCUCCACUUGGACAAUGCCAGAGGGUUUGGGAAGCACUCUCAAGAUGAGAUGUCCAUCCUGGCUCCCCUGUCUCAGUGCUGCAUGAUAAAGCGCUCCACGCUGUUACGGCUCCAGCUCCUGGCCCGACCAGAGUACAGGCUCAGCGAUGUGAUGAGGGAGUCCCUGCAGGGAGACCCUCUACACCCGAUCCUGACGGAGCCCCACCUAUUAGCGCUGGACCGCAGGUUACAGAAGGUCCUCCGGGUGGUCCAGCGCUGCGUACGGAGGCUGGGCGAGGACGAGGUGAUCACCAAAGACUUUGUCAAAUCCACAGCGAGACCUCAGGCGGCCACAGAGGUGCAGAAGGUCAGGUAACAGAGGAUGAACGGGUCGUCGCUCCUCCUCGUAGAAAGUAGUCAGACUUUAUGGUGAAGAGCUGAAGAGCAGUCACCUUGUGAGCAGACAAGGCUCAGGUGGAUUUAAGGAACAAGCCAUAAAUGGAAGAUGCUGUGAAAUCCUCAAGAGGGGCUUUUCAGAGAUGGAAGGAAUCUCUUUGUGGAGGUUGAGAACGUGAGUCACUACAGGCCUCAAAUUCCUAUCACAGAGGGAGCCGUAGCUUUAUUUCCUUCUGUUUCUCUUGUGGUCAUAAAUUCCCCCGAGGAUGCGUUUCAGGACAGGGCUCUCACUUUUCAUGUGCACCUGCAGCAUCAGGGAGGUUUUGGGGUCAAAACAUGUCAAUUAAGACCUUUUAAGGAACAACUGAAGAUAAAUUUCACCCGAAAAAAAUGGCUGAGAGUGAAAACGAAGCCAGUGUCAAUAUUUCGUUGAUACAUGAAGCCAUAGUUAAUAUUCACAGGAGAGAGCUGCGAUGCACUGGAUCAGUUGUUUGUCAAAUGAAUGCUGGUGAAAGUAAGAUGUGUGCAUCCACGGUAUGUUAUAAUUAUAAAAUAAAGUUAUUUUAUGUGGUGA
This is a messenger RNA of Chelmon rostratus (copperband butterflyfish), 2481 nucleotides long. It is a transcript of the gene fam20a, whose product is annotated as FAM20A golgi associated secretory pathway pseudokinase. The record is from RefSeq and is a predicted model, not a curated record. The coding region runs from base 283 to 1887 and encodes 534 amino acids. NCBI's taxonomy places the organism in Eukaryota, Metazoa, Chordata, Actinopteri, Chaetodontiformes, Chaetodontidae. The transcript has 11 exons. Gene Ontology annotation, cellular component: Golgi apparatus. Gene Ontology annotation, molecular function: protein serine/threonine kinase activator activity.